Molecule: messenger RNA, 3341 nt
Organism: Brassica rapa (field mustard)
Lineage: Eukaryota; Viridiplantae; Streptophyta; Magnoliopsida; Brassicales; Brassicaceae
Product: glutamic acid-rich protein
Biological process (GO): DNA repair; mitotic sister chromatid cohesion
Cellular component (GO): chromatin; nucleus
Source: RefSeq, a predicted model, not a curated record
UUAUAAAAGCAGUUGUUGCAUGUUGAUAUAAAAAGCGCAUCAGACUCGUUAGACUUGUCACUUUCUUGUCUUCUCUUUGCUCGAACGACUUGGACUUGAGACGGCGAGACGAGAGAGGGCUUUUCCGUUCGGAGAAUUCGUUUUCUAGGGUUAUUUUUGAAUCUCCCCCACAAAGAGCCAAAAGAUGGGUCCUCUUGUCGGAGAGACCGAACUCACCGAAGCACUCCUCCAGGCCGGAAAAGAUCUCCUCAGACCUUAUUACUCCACUGAUUCGAUCUUCGACCUUCUCAAUAAAGUGGAGUCUCUGCUCCUCGCUGUUGAGCAAGAUCCUAUUGCAGAAGUGAGAAACGCUCUGAAACCAUCGAUGCAGGCUUUGGUAUCUGCUGAUCUCUUGAGACACCCUGAUUCUGAUGUUAGAGUUCACGUUGUCUCCUGCUUAACCGAAAUCAUGAGGAUUACUGCCCCAGAGGCUCCUUACAACGAUGACCAGAUGAAGGAGGUCUUUGAGGUGACAGUAGAGGCUUUUGGGAAACUUGCGGAUGCUUCCUGCGAGAGUUAUAAGAAAGCUGAAGCCGUGCUUGAUACUGUUGCUAAGGUCAGAUCAUCCUUGGUGAUGCUGGACUUGGAGUGCGAUGAGCUUAUCUUAGAGAUGUUUCGGCAGUUCUUGAAAAUCAUAAGACUAAGCCCGGAUUGUCCUCAAACGGUACUUGUUUCCAUGGAAACGAUAAUGGUUACAGUUAUAGAUGAAAGUGAAGAAGUGUCCAUGGAUUUGCUCGCGAUUCUCUUGGGUCCUGUUAGAAAAGAGAGCCUGGAUGUCUCACCAGUGGCUUCGAGGCUUGUGGAGAAGGUUCUCAUUAGUUGCGCCUCUAAGCUUCGACCGGACAUCAUGGAUGCUUUGAAGUCCACAGGGACUAGCUUGGACAUGUAUUCUCCAGUAGUUUCUUCAAUAUGCCAAAGCGGAGCUGCCACCACUGAAGCUCAAAUCAUUGUUAACCCCACAGAAACUGAGGCAGAAGGAAAGAUAUCAGAAGAACAGGUAGUUCCAGAUGAUUCAUUGCAGGUACUUUAUUUGGAAAAACUGGAUUUGGGACUUUCUCCCAAGGGGAUCAGGUCUAAGAGAACUGCAAGAGGUGGAGCUCGUGCCAUUGGAGAUGACAACGUAAAAAAUGGAGACGGUUUGAAACAAGUUUUGAAGCAAGGGCAAUCUGAAAGUACUGAGGGAGAGACUGAAUCAGGGUCUACUAGGAGGAGGCGGAAACCCAAUUCUCUGCUAAAUCCUGAAGAAGGCUAUUCAUUCAAGACGUCAUCAAGCAUAAAGAAAGUGCAUGAAAAAGAACUUGGGGCUGCCAAGAAAGCAUCUUUGCCUACUAAAGUUGGUCAAACGAAUCAGUCGGUUGUUAUUUCUCUCUCACCCUCGAGUAAGGCUAGGAAGGGGUCACGGAAACGGAGCAGGAGUAAGAUGGAAGAGACAGAUCUUGAUGCAGGUUCUGUAGCCACACCAGCAUCAAAGAAACAGAUUGUGAAGAAAGAUGAACCUGAAGAAGAUAGCACUAAGACCGCAAAGGAGAAAACACAGAAGGGUUCAGCAUCAAAGAAACAGAUUGUGAAGAAAGAUGAACCUGAAGAAAAAGAAGAUAUUAUGGAAACUAGCCUUGAAAAGCCUGAGGAUAGCACUAAGACUGCAAAGUCAAGUAAAAAGGAGAAAGCACAGAAGGGUUCAGCAUCAAAGAAACAGAUUGUGAAGAAAGAUGAUGCUGAAGAAGAAGAAGAUUUUAUGGAAACUGACCUUGAAAAGCCUGAAGAGAGCACUAAGACUGCAAAGUCAAGUAAAAAGGAGAGAGAAGAGAAGGGUUCAACGAAAUCAACUGCAAAGAAGCCACUAGCAGAAUCUAAAAAGGAGAAAGCACAGAAGGGUUCAGCGAAAACAGCUGCAAAGAAGCCACCUGCAGAAUCUAAAAAGGAGAUAGGAGAGAAUGGUUUAGCGAAAACAUCUGCAAAGAAGCCACUUGAAAAAUCAGUCCACUCAGAUGCCAAGAAAAAGAAUUCAGAAGGCGCAAGCAUGGAGUCAUCAAAGAGCAAGAAGAAGAAUUCUCGUGCAAUGACGCCUCCGACCAAAGAAUCUGAACAAACUCUCAAGAGCCAUCCCAAGAGGAAACGGACAGCUAGAGAGGAAGUGGAGUCCAAUAAGAGUGAGCAUGGUGAGGAGUUGGUUGGUAAGAGCGUUAAAGUCUGGUGGCCACUUGACAAGAAGUUUUAUGAUGGCGUCAUAAAGUCCUAUAGUAGUCUUAACAAGAAGCAUCAGGUGCUUUAUUCGGAUGGGGAUUCUGAAGAGCUUAAUCUUAAAAAAGAACGUUGGGAGAUAAUCAGUGAGCAGGAAAAGGAGGAGACUGAUCUACCUGAUUCUACUCCUUUAUCUGACAUAAUGCGAAGGAAUAAAGCGAAGAAGAGGAAAACUGAGUCUAUGCAUGUGCAGCUGAAAAGUUCUUCAGAAGUCAGAUCCUCGAAGAAGAAAGACCUUGUAACAAGCUCCACUAAGCAAGGGAAAGCAACCAAAGAUGCGGUGAAGGGCGGAAGCGAUGAACCAGAAAGGAGGGAAGAGAUAAAUCUUCAGUUCCCAAAAGAUUGUGUUGACAAGGAAGAAUCUGAAACCAAAAGAUUGCCUAAAGAAUCUAAUGCAGAAGCCAAGUCGGAUGGGGAAGAGCUAAAGUCUGCAAACAAGUUAACUGCAGAAACUGGAAAUGAUGGUGAAGAGCAGGAGGUAGAGAAAGAGGCAACCGCAGAACCCCAAACUGAUGGAGAAGAGCGAGAGUCGGUGAAAGUGCUAAAUGAAGCCAAGUCUGAUGGAGAAGAGCUAAAGACUGCAAACAAGGCAACUGCAGAAUCCAAAAUUGAAGGAGAAGAGCAGGGGGUAGAAAAAGAGGCAACUGCAGAACCUGAAACUGAUGGAGGAGAGGGAGAGUCAGUGAAAGAGCCAAAUGAAGAAGCUGAAACUGAGGUACAAGUGCGAGAUUCAGCAAAAGAGCCAACUGCAGACACAAAUUUGAUUGAGGAAGGUCGUUCUGAGGAGAAGGAGACUGGUAAAGUCGAAAAUGUAACUGAAGAAGAGGAACAGAAAAUAGUGAAGGAACUGGAAGAAGACACUGAUAAAGCAGAAGGCGGGACUAUUCCUGUUUCAGGUUGAUAGAUGAACAAAAGCAUUUGGUUAAUUCAGAGAACGAUGUCGUUUUUGUGGUGUACCUAUUAACUUUCUUUGUUUAGUGAAGCUGCUUGUUUAGAGACGUAGUGUUAUUGUUAGUAAAGACUUCUGACAUAUAUGUCUUAUCAAGGAACUAGUUUGAUGC